Messenger RNA from Eleginops maclovinus (Patagonian blennie), 2589 nucleotides. RefSeq names its product PHD finger protein 21Ab (gene phf21ab). Gene Ontology annotation, molecular function: chromatin binding. Gene Ontology annotation, cellular component: histone deacetylase complex. Bases 279 to 2459 code for a protein of 726 amino acids. The record is from RefSeq and is a predicted model, not a curated record. The transcript is spliced from 19 exons. Lineage: Eukaryota; Metazoa; Chordata; Actinopteri; Perciformes; Eleginopidae. Gene Ontology annotation, biological process: negative regulation of transcription by RNA polymerase II.
AGGGAUCUGUGUUGUGCUCCGGCUGAGAGCUGAAUGAGAUUGAAGAAGAGUUCUUGUUUUGUAGCUUCUCUGUUUUCUUUUAUAAACACCUUUAAACCAAACUAAUCACAAAUAGAGCCUCAGAAUAAAGCUCCGCGGGGAAGGAGUGAGCCGGCCUGUCUGCUCAUGCUGUGCUGCCAUCGUGGAUCGGAUUCUUAUAUAUAUUUAAUUAAUCUGGAGGAUCUGCUCAGGCAGCACAGAGGGGUGGAGUCAGUCCCACAGCCAGGUGCGGCACUUUAAUGCUUCAGUUGGAUGGUUUUCCUACUGGAGACGGUGUUAAGGCUGAUCGAUCAGCUGGCAGACUGACUGGAUCUAUGAUGGAGCUGCAGACGCUACAGGAGGCUCUGAAGGUGGAGAUCCAGAUCCAUCAGAAACUGGUCGCCCAGAUGAAGCAGGACCCUCAGAACGCAGAUCUGAAGAAGCAGCUCCACGAGCUACAGGCUAAGAUCACAGCGCUCAGCGAGAAGCAGAAGAAGGUGGUGGAGCAGCUGAGGAAGGAGCUGAUGGUGAAGCAGGAGCCGGAGGCAAAGCUGCACCUCCAGACUCCUGCAGGAGGAGAGGUGAAGCAGAGCCCUCAGCAGACGCUGACGGUGACGCCGCUCCUCACCUCCAAGACUCUACCUCUGGUGCUGAAGGCGGCGGCAGUGCCCCCCACCCUGCCCGGCACCAUGCUGCAGCAGCGCCAACCCACCAUCGCCGUGGUUACUGCAGCCAUCACCAAACCCGACCUGCAGAGCGUGCCCAUCAACCUGCAGGUGGCCGGCAAGCUGACCAAUCAGAACGCAGAGCCUGUCAGGCUGGUGACCAAGAACGCCAUGGUGCUGCAGGCCACCACCGCCUCGGCCCAGCCAAUCAAAGUUCCUCAGUUUGUCCCUCCUCCUAGACUGACGCCUCGACCCACCUAUCAGCCACAGGUCCGGCCCAAACCGUCCCAGCCAGUCAACGUGCAUAUCGCCCCGGCGCCCCCCCCACCCAUGAUGGCGGCCCCCCAGCUGCUGCAGAGGCCCGUCAUGUUGGCCACCAAGCUGUCGGCCUCACUGCCGUCGGCGGCGCCCAUCCACCAGGUGCGCAUCGUGAACGGGCAGCCGUGCAGCAAGAGCACCACGCUGACCGGCAUCGUCAUCACCGCACCGAUGACCCCCCUCCCAACACGACUCGCCAACCCGGCCCUCGCACCCAUCCUGACCCCCUCCCCAGCCAAGCCCAUCCAGAUCAGCAGCCUGAACUCCGAACCCAAGCAGACUGUUAAACCCGGAGGCGGAUCUGAGCAGAAGCUGGUGGUGAGCCUCCCUUCCUCAUCCACCCCCCCAUUGUGUCCCCCCGCCAGACCCAAGAGAGAGGACAACCCCGAGAAACUGGCCUUCAUGGUGUCUCUGGGCCUCGUCACACACGACCACCUGGAAGAAAUCCAGAGCAAACGGCAGGAGAGGAAGAGGAGAACGACGGCCAACCCGGUGUACAGCGGCGCUGUGUUCGAACCCGAGAGGAAAAAGAGUGCAGUGAGUUACCUGAACAGCCCUCUGCACCAAGGGACCAGGAAGAGAGGUCGCCCUCCUAAAUACAGCGGUGUCCCGGAGCUGGGCAGCCUCACCCCGACCUCCCCCUCCAGCCCUGUCCGCCCCCCCCCACUGCCCAGCCCCGGCUCUGGGGAUGGAGACAUCCAUGAGGAUUUCUGCACUGUGUGCAGACGCAGUGGCCAGUUGCUCAUGUGCGACACGUGUUCACGUGUGUUUCACCUGGACUGCCUGGACCCUCCCCUGAAAACCAUUCCUAAAGGCAUGUGGAUCUGUCCAAAAUGUCAAGAUCAGAUCCUGAAGAAAGAGGAAGCCAUUCCCUGGCCCGGCACUCUGGCUAUCGUUCACUCCUACAUCGCCUACAAAGAAGCUAAAGAAGAGGAGAAACAGAAGCUGAUGAAGUGGAGUUCUGAACUGAAACUGGAGCGAGAGCAGCUGGAGCUCAGAGUCAAACAGCUCAGCAACUCCAUAACGAAAUGCAUGGAGAACAAAAACACGAUCCUGGCUCGGCAGAAAGACAUGCAUCUGUCCCUGGAGAAAGUCAAGCACCUAAUCCGCCUCAUCCAAGCUUUCAACUUCAACCAGGCUCUGACGAAGGCCGGCGGUAAGGAGGACGUCCAGGUCUCUGCUGCCAUCCUCUCUGAAGCUGCACCAGAAGCUAACUCUGUAGAGAAAGAGAGGGCUGAGAGCUCCUGCACCCCCAACACCACCAUCAACACCACCAUCAACAUCCCCAACACCAGCAGUAACAGUGACACUGGUGGAGACGACAAACAAGAGCAGCCCGGAGCGGUGGGGAACAGCCAGGCAGCCGGAGACACCGAGAGCCAGGCUGUCCUAGAGGCCGGCGCAGAGCUAACAGAAAACACUCCAGCUGGAGGGGGGGGGCGCAGGCCAGGCAGGUGAUGGUUCAGGGGGAGGGGGUGUGGCUGGGACGGGUGGUGAGGCUGGGGGAGGCAGCAACUCGACCUCUGCCCUGCAGGUGGAUGCUGUGUCCGACCCUGAGACUGAGGCUGCCCAGGUGGUUGACCUUCCC